GAAGUGCCCGCGUGGAAGAAGAAAUAAGAGGAGAAACCAAGGGCAAUAGAAAUAAGCGUUGGAGGAGCCUCCCUUCCUCUUCCAUUGGAUAACGGGAUUACAUGGUCUUGCUUCUGCUAAACCCUGUUCUCCCGUUACCCAGUCCAUUCAAUCCUUCUUCUUCCUCUUGAUUCAUGGGAGAAUUUCGGGAUUGAAAGGAUUUGCUUCCUGGAUUUGUGUGAUUGGUUUCUCUGUAUCUGUUGAUGUAUCUUAUUAUUAUUGAAGAAGAGGAUCGGCUUGUGAACUUGCCCAAUUCUUUUCUGGGUAUUCUCAGGCCAUCGAAUCUACCCUUUGAGCAAAAGGCCUUUUCAUUUUGUAUCCCUAGAGAUAGAUGGGAUAAGGAGUUCUUCAAGCUGCAGGGUGGCUAAUUGUUGAUUCGUCUGAUUUCACAAAGUUAUUGUACUAUAGUUGGGAUCCAAUUGGAAUUUUUUGGAUGGAUUCUACACAAGGGUCUACAUUGUCUGCUAAUAUGGCAAAUUUAAUUGAUGGUACACCUACUCGCCGACAGUUUUCUUACAUGGAUAGUAUGCCUGUUUAUGUUAAGGAGCUUAUUGCUGGUGGAGCUGCAGGAGGAUUUGCCAAGACUGCCGUUGCACCUCUUGAAAGGACUAAAAUACUUUUGCAGACAAGAACUGAAGGGUUUCAAUCUCUCGGGGUGUUUCAGUCCUUGAAGAAAUUAUUAAAGCAUGAGGGAAUUUAUGGCUUUUAUAAGGGAAAUGGAGCUAGCGUUAUUCGUAUCGUUCCUUAUGCCGCCCUACAUUUCAUGACAUAUGAGCAGUAUCGUGGUUGGAUUUUGAAUAAUUGUCCUGCUUUAGGUUCAGGGCCUGUUAUAGAUUUAUUAGCUGGUUCAGUGGCUGGAGGAACAGCUGUUAUGUGCACAUAUCCCUUAGAUUUGGCUCGCACUAAACUUGCUUAUCAGGUUUUGGACACAAGUGGAAGUUUCAGAUGUGGAAUGAAAAAUGUAUGUGCUCAACCUGCUUAUGGUGGUGUAAAAGACAUUCUUACAAGUGUCUACAAGGAAGGGGGAACACGUGCACUGUAUCGAGGAGUAGGUCCUACGCUUAUCGGGAUCCUUCCUUAUGCUGGUUUGAAGUUCUAUGUUUAUGAGGAGCUUAAGAGGCACAUUCCUGAAGAGCAUCAAAAGUCCAUUGUGAUGCGUCUUUCUUGUGGAGCUCUAGCUGGGUUAUUUGGGCAGACCUUCACAUACCCCUUAGAUGUUGUUAGGAGACAGAUGCAGGUUGAAAAUUUGCAACCUUCAAUUCAAGGUCAUGUUAAAUACAGGAGCACAUUGGAUGGUCUAUCGACUAUAGUCCGCAAUCAAGGAUGGAGACAGUUAUAUGCUGGCCUGAGCAUUAAUUAUAUCAAGAUUGUUCCGUCUGUGGCAAUUGGCUUUACUGCAUAUGACAUGAUGAAGAUUUGGCUUCGAAUUCCACCCCGACAGAAGUCCCAAUCAGUUUCCACUGGAUAAAUCUCUGACCACACAAUUACUUGAAACAGCUUGUACUAAUCAUUAGCAAUGCGUUAUUUUUGUGCAAUUUUGAAAUGGGUCUAAAAUGUUUGACAAGCAUGAGAAAGGGUUUCCAUGUUGGGUGAAGUAGACUGUGCAAUCGGUCUGAUCGGUUCCGAACUGAAAUGAAUUGUAGAAACUGAAAAAUCAAACUGCUAAUAAAUGUGAACCGAACUGAUGAUUGUCAAACUGUCCACAAGGCAGAAUUAGCUUAUGCUAAUCAAUUUAUUGCUGUUGGCUUGGAACUAUCAAUUCCAUAUUAAGAACAAGAGCUUGAUCUUGGUAGUGAAACCUUAAAAAAUAAAGGUAAUCUUUUGUCUU
Messenger RNA from Hevea brasiliensis (rubber tree), 1867 nucleotides. RefSeq names its product mitochondrial carrier protein CoAc1. The record is from RefSeq and is a predicted model, not a curated record. The coding region runs from base 473 to 1507 and encodes 344 amino acids. The transcript is spliced from 8 exons. Gene Ontology annotation, biological process: transmembrane transport. NCBI's taxonomy places the organism in Eukaryota, Viridiplantae, Streptophyta, Magnoliopsida, Malpighiales, Euphorbiaceae.